Messenger RNA from Suillus plorans, 1197 nucleotides. RefSeq lists its product as uncharacterized. The record is from RefSeq and is a predicted model, not a curated record. The transcript is spliced from 9 exons. Bases 1 to 1197 code for a protein of 398 amino acids. NCBI's taxonomy places the organism in Eukaryota, Fungi, Basidiomycota, Agaricomycetes, Boletales, Suillaceae.
AUGACGGAGUGUAGUCAAGAAGACAGUGGUACCUGGUGUCCCUGUGUACACCCUGAAGGAGCGCUAUACUUUCAUGACACCGAUCGCGGUAUUUACACCGAUUCGGACAUGCGGGUCGAAGAACGCCGAUCUAGCAUGACCUGGUGUAUCAAGGAGUUACUCGCUCAGCUCACUUGCCAGUGUGGAUUGCAGCUGGGCAGCGGUGAUAUCGAGCUCGUGGUGGAGUUGACAAGGAAACGCAAUAAUGAUAAGGUAUACAGGUACUAUCUCGUCGAUCAUCCCAACCGUCUACUUUUCUGGCUUGAUGAGAUAUCUACGGGAAGGAUUUUUGAUGGCGUUUUGGGCGUCGAGAAGUGGAGCCAUAUCAAGUAUGCUAUCCAGCAUCAGUACUGGCAAGUCUGUCAUUGUGUGCAACACUGCGAACUGUAUCCCAGUGACAAGCUGCCAGGUGCCCAGUUGCUCAAGGAACUCAAGGAAGUCGUUGUGCAUGCUAGCGCUGAGAUUAUUACGACGGACUUGUCGCUGUCGCCUUUCGACGGUGACGAAUUAUCGAAAAUUCUGGAUUUGAUUGAUCGAUUCGAAGGCAAGAGAAAUAUCAUAUUUCAACCAUUUUUCCCUUCAGGGGAUGAUUGUUUUUCAGCCAGGUUUAUGCGCUAUUUCACUCGGGCUCAAUUUUUCAAUUUUUGCGGACUCCGUGAAGCCCGUCUAGACGCGGACCAGUCUCUUUUUGUCAAGGAGAAAAAGUCAAAGUUUAUGGUGGCCCUUUCGUGGGCCAUCAACGUUGCACUGUUCGAUGCUCCGCGGUCACGCAUGGAAGAACUCCGACGAGUGUGGGUCGACCGCUGCAUCAACUCUCCGCGCUGGAAGAACUUUAACACCAAGCUGAGCAGUGAAUGGUCGGGCAUCACGAUGUAUUCAACUGUAAUGGUAGCAGUGGACGUCAGUUUCCUAGCUGUACCUUCCGUCAAUUCCCAGGAUACGAGUUCGGUUACGGUUAUCGCAUUGUACAUUUCCUUGUUUUGCAUCGUCGGAUCGCUGGUCGUGUCCUUGUUUCUCACUAGACAGAAUCAGUUGCAUGGGCAGGAAUUUGCCGACACAGCGGUUAUAUUCCUGACGCGGGUGACAGGAUCUGUAUUUGGCACUAAAUCUCUGGCGAUGGUGCAUGGACUUCCGUAUGCUAUGCUGCUGUGGGGGUGA